GCACGAAUUCUGCAAACGCCCAUGCAUGAAUUCAUGCAGCCUAGAAAUACACACACCUGUUGAUCUUCGUCGCACGUCGACCUGCAAAUUCUUCGCUCAUCUCUGACGAAACAUUAGAAGAUCAUCGUCAACCUCUGUCUGGUCGAUCGAUCGGCACAAGCUAAUAAGUUCGGUCGCGCCGCGCGCGCCUACCCACAAUGCAAAUGGCAGGGUCGUCGUCGUCGUCGUCGUCCCGCUCCGUCCUGCUCCUCGCCGUCUUCGCGGCGGCCGUGGUGGCCGCCUUGUCCGCCGCCCCCGCCCCGGACGAGUCCGGCUCCGACGCGAGCGUGAUGGCGCCCGUCGAGCACACCCCGAUCGGCUCCUUCGAGGGCGCCGACGGGCCCGUCGCAGACGACGCCACGGAGGACAAGGACGCCGCGCCCGUGGGGUCCCCCAUCGGCACCACCAUGACGGAGCCCAAGCCGGAGCUCGCGCCCCCGGGGCCUCCCGGCAGCGGAGCCACCGCUGCUUCCGCGCUCGUGGCUGCAGUCGCCGCCGCCAUGGCGGCCGCCGGCGCCGUCGUCUUUGCCUUCUGAUCGAGAGGAGGUCGUGGGUGCAUGCAUGCACACACGCACCUUGUUUCCUUCCUCUUUUCUUUGUCUUUUCCAUUUCGAUCUCUUUCGUUCAGUCACUUGAGACUCAGCCUAUCUGUGAGGGACUGAUGACUAAUUGACGGGAAAUUCCUAGUACGUAUCUGCCAGGUUAAUUAGCUUCUUUUGUGUAGAAGUAGUGCUACCAAAAUGUAUAACUAGUCCAUUUUCUUGUGUUUUAUUUUCUCUCGUUCUCGCUCAGUCUCAAUCCAUCAA
Molecule: messenger RNA, 845 nt
Organism: Panicum virgatum (switchgrass)
Lineage: Eukaryota; Viridiplantae; Streptophyta; Magnoliopsida; Poales; Poaceae
Exons: 1
Coding region: 198-575 (125 amino acids)
Source: RefSeq, a predicted model, not a curated record